Messenger RNA from Venustampulla echinocandica, 1989 nucleotides. RefSeq lists its product as uncharacterized. The transcript has a single exon. NCBI's taxonomy places the organism in Eukaryota, Fungi, Ascomycota, Leotiomycetes, Helotiales, Pleuroascaceae. The record is from RefSeq and is a predicted model, not a curated record. The coding region runs from base 1 to 1989 and encodes 662 amino acids.
AUGUCGGACGUGGAGAUUCUGGUGCAUACCUCUGCACCAAGCAGAGGCCAAGAUGACGCCCGAUAUCGAGCACUGGCUCAAGCUUACAUACAGUUUGUACCGGCGACUAUCAUAGCGCUGAAAGAUGGCAACGACGAAGAUGAAGAGGCCGGUAGGCCAUCAAGCGAUGCGACCGAUGACAUAACUGAACUGGUGGAUAGCCAGCUAUUCGAGGAACUGUGGAAUAGCACGCAAGAUGGCCCUGCUUCAUGGGAGUCGUAUCGUCCCGACGAUGAACAUGACAACAAUACUACCGAGGAUUCCCCUACCCAGGAAAUAUCACAAAGCCAACAAGGCCGAUCGGAGACCUUUGUCUCCCCACAACUAUCUUUCAAUAGCGUCUUAAACAACGCAGAUUCUCCAGCUUUCCGAUAUCAUAUCACGUGUGCCGAACUGCCCUCUCGAAAGCCCGCUGUAAGCCAAGAGCAGGAUUCUGCUGCUUCCUGGCGACCUGCCCCAAGCACAAUUGCAGAUUCCCAACCAGAUAAUGGUAAGGGACUGCCGGCGUUUUCCUCUCCGACCACAAUGCUCGAGCUCUACCUGCAGCAGAUUGACAGCUCGGACGUGGAAUCGCAAGAAGCGCCUAGUAGUCGAAGCCGCCGAAACGAGAGUGAAAGUCCUUCGAAGAUGUCUAAUAUCCAAGACGGUUACUUGUCGAGCUUGCCAGAGGUUGGCAACCAUGAUUCUUUAGAUUCACGUAUGCGAUAUUUAGACCCACCCUUGAGGACCAAUAGUCUUAAGAUUCGUCAUAUGACUUCAAGUUCCGGGAAUGUAGCAUCACAAGUGCCUACCCCCUCCGAAAGAGGAUCGUCACCUUUGGCAACAGAAAUCAAGUCUGGGGAUAUAUCAGACGCAUAUUCAUAUUCUGAUGGGUCGAUACCAGCGAUACCCUCUCUCCUCAAGUAUUUUCCCUCCCAAUCUAAGCAAGCUAGUCAACGGGCUGAGUUAGCUUCCACACAUGACAAUUCCAUGCAUACUGCAUCUACACCCUCUGGACCCUCUCUGACUACUAGCAAAUCGCCUUCUGAGCAUUUGCCUCACCGACUGGAGAAUAACGGAUCCGAUUCACAUACACCACUUGCUGUUGAAUCGGCUUUAUCACCAAGAGCAGCCGGCGAUCAGAAGCCUCAGUCUUCCAACCCCAUAAUGGGAUAUCUAAGACAUGGAACCUCUACAUCUCAUGCCAUCCAACCGCCUACACCUCUGAAGUUAGACUCGCAGAAACAAUCCGAGCACCGGCCAAGUAAUCAUAAUCCCAUUUUGGCAUCUCCACACGACCCGGAACUCCAGUUAAAACGAAGACGGCCCGAAUUAAGUUCCGGCAAUACCUCAUCAUCUGCUUCAAUAUCUUCCCUAUUGGAGCCUUUACAAAGAUUGAGCAAGCCGCAAAAGAAGAAACGGAUCGUAAUAGAUCGUUCAGAUAAUUCUAGAAGAUUAAGUUCAUCAUCUUCCGGUCAGACACCCGAGGCCACAUCUUCAAUAACGACUAGGAGUCAGAUAAUAACUUCAUGGUUUGACAAGCUCGAAAUACAUCCUCCCCCACCAGCAACCUCGUCAAUGAACCUGACCCAAGAAAUGCUCAUCACUGAGUCCUUUCAUACUCUGGCACAAAAAAUGCCAAUGAGCAAACUCUACAACCCAAUACACCAGACUCGAGAUUUGCGGCCCAUGGAGCGUGGAUAUUGGCUAAUCAACUGUGACUCUUGGAAAGACGAUCUGCGUAUGAGGAAUUGGAAUUGUCUUGGAAAUUAUAUUGGGAAAGGGAUGGCUGGAUGGGGUGUUUGGUGUGUUAGGGAUGAGGAAUUCGGAUCAAUCAGGGUCUAUUGCUGGGGAACAGUGGUGGGAUAUGUUUAUUUGUUGCUUUUUAUGGCUAGUGAGAGUAAGGUUAAAAGGCCGGGGGCGUGCUGGAUAGGUGGGGAUGGAGAGGUGGUUGUAAGGAUGCCUUCAUGA